AUGCCUUCAGCAGAUCCAAUUCCCGUCUCCGCCAUGCCUCUCGUCUCUCCCAGCGCGCUCCUUCACGCCCAUCUCAAACAAACCCCUCCACGCCGACCUUCAAACCGCAUUCCCUCCGAGCCGCGAGCAAUCCAGCUGAACGUAGGCUCAUUGACGCACUGUAACGGCUCAUCGCUGGUGAAAGUCGGUGCCACCACCAUUGUCUGCGGCGUUCGCGCGGAGAUUCUUCCCGUCAACGAGAUUUUCAGCUUUAGGGUCACGAAAUCUUCGGAUCGAAACCGAAGAAAACCUGUGCAGCGGAAAGAUGGCGGCGAGAGUAGUGACGACGAAGAAGGGUACUCUCCGAUCCAACUCUACAAUCUACUCGUCCCAAACAUUGAGCUCGCGACUGGCUGCUCGCCCAAGCAUCCCGCAGGAACAGCGCCUUCAGUCGAGGCUCAGUCAAUAUCCCAGCGCCUACUGUCGCUACUUCACACAUCACAGCUGGUCAAGACUUCAGACCUCGAAAUAAUCUAUACACCACCUGAAGAAUCACAAGACCUUGAGCUGGGCAUCAAUGCAGAUCCGGAGCUCAAAGCAUACUGGACAUUGUACAUCGACAUGAUGUGCAUCAGUCACGGAGGAUCGAUCUUCGACGCUGCAUGGCUUGCUCUCGUUGCUGCACUGAAGGACUGUCUGAUUCCACAAGCUUGGUGGGAUAUCGAUUCAGAACAGGUUCUUUGCUCUGCAGCUGUCGAACAGGCGAGGAAACUGGAGCUGCGAGGGAUGCCAGUGUCUAGCAGCUGGGGCGUCUUUGUGCCUGAAGAGAGAUUAUUGGACAUGCAGGAUGAGCAACCAGACCAGUACUGGAUCCUCAUGGACACCGACGCAUUUGAGGAAGAAACUUGCGAGGAGAGCGGAUGCAUCACGGUAGAUUGCAGCAACAAUUCAGACUCGAUCCUCAGAAUCGAGAAAAGCGGCGGCGCUGUUAUUGAGAUCGAACAGCUUGAGCAGAUCGCUGGAUUCGCGAAACGACGGUGGCAGCAGUGGAGAGAUGUGCUGCAAACAGCCUCAGGCCCUUGA
Messenger RNA from Cladophialophora carrionii CBS 160.54, 1062 nucleotides. RefSeq lists its product as uncharacterized. The transcript has a single exon. Gene Ontology annotation, cellular component: nuclear exosome (RNase complex); cytoplasmic exosome (RNase complex). Gene Ontology annotation, biological process: exonucleolytic trimming to generate mature 3'-end of 5.8S rRNA from tricistronic rRNA transcript (SSU-rRNA, 5.8S rRNA, LSU-rRNA); nuclear polyadenylation-dependent mRNA catabolic process; nuclear polyadenylation-dependent rRNA catabolic process. Lineage: Eukaryota; Fungi; Ascomycota; Eurotiomycetes; Chaetothyriales; Herpotrichiellaceae. Bases 1 to 1062 code for a protein of 353 amino acids. The record is from RefSeq and is a predicted model, not a curated record.